AUGAAAAUGAGAUUCCUUGGUUAUGGCGUAUGGCUCUCGCUCAUUUUGUAUCUUACCAGUGAGUUUCCGAUCGUCCGCCGAUCGAAAAUGUAUUGAAAAGCAGGUGUAAACGCGGGAGGCCUGUUCAAUUUCCGAUACGAAGCCCUCGAGAACUUCAACGGCGCGCGGAGACUGCUUGGAUCGGGUCAGCUGACCACCAUGAUAAGUGUCAUCAAUAAAGCUCCGAUUGGAUCCAAGCUCAAACUGCCGGACAUUGGGCCCGCAGCGAAUAUGUACAAAUUGGUAGGCCGAACUGAACAGUGUUUGUGUAGAAAUCAAUAACCUUUCAGAAAUGGAGUCGAAAGUUGGAGCAAGAAGCGUUUUUGUACAUGAAAGAGCAGAGUAUGAUUCCCGAGAAAGGCGUGUUCAAGUCUUUCGAGCACAACGGAUACAUAGCUUUCACGUGGCCCGGAGAGCUAAUGGCGAUCGUUGAGAAGCUGUUGGGAGCGAUUCCGAUCAAACAAGUUGUGGAGGCCCUCAAAGCGGUUAUGAACGCGGUACGACUCAUUUUGAGUGUCAUUCUCAAGACUGCACUUGCAUAGUUGUCAAAAUCUUGCAUUUCAAAUAGUGUUUUUGGCGAUUUUCCUUUCGAUCGGCACGGUCUCCAGAGCUUACAAUGGAGGCAAGUGCGCCCCGCCCAAUAGAGCGAUACAUUGGCGCGAAAUUCAAAUUUUAACAGCAAAAUUAGUGUUUUUUGCCAGAUUAGCCACGAAAAACCGAUAAUUUCUUAUUUUUCUCUCGAUAGACCGAUUGUAUAGGCUAUUACGAACUUUCUUAAGCGCAAGAGCGUUAAAUUUGGUCAAGUCGCAAAUCACAUUUAUCCGUUUGAAGGUUUUUGGCUAAAACUGCGUGAAUUCCAGUUGCUUUUCGGUAAUUUUCGCGGUUCGAGCGCUCAAAAUGCUUGUAUUUACGUGAUUUAUCAUUCUCAAAACCAAUUGUGUCUGAAAACGGUCAAGAAAGCGCAAAAUGAGAAGUGCUGUUUUUAGGCGGCGAAGGCGAAAAAGCGAAAAAUGCGAAAAAUGCGCCAAAACGUCAUUAAUUCUGAGAAUUAGUGUGUUUUCAUGUCGAACAAUCAUUUUUUAUCGCCUUUGGCCGAAAAAAUCGGAAAAAACCUGCUCAAUUCAUGAAAACGCCAUUUGGCCGAGGCCACGCUCAUAUUGUCAGCUCUGGAGACUGUGAUCGGCCAAAAAAUCAAUAAAAAAGUGAAAAGGCAGGAUCAAAACCGUAAAGUCACAAGUAUGUCUCUUCAGCUCAACCAGCUGCUGAUGGCUCUGCUCUUGGCGUGGAACUAUCCGAAAACGCUUCCGGUCGCUGAUGACGUCAACUUGGGCGCCACCGAGGCUCUCUUCGCGCAUCGCUUCGAAAUCGGCUGCUACGCCGACAUUCUCUAUUCGACGUGUUUGAUGAGCAAGUCAGUUGGCGGACUAGCUUAUUUUAAACCAUCUUUCGUAAUUUUUUUUCGUAGAAGUCGUGCUGAUGGAUAUCUGUACAAGCGGGGAGUUCCGUGCUCCGAGUGUCCGACGCAUUGCGAGUUUUUCGAGCAUUCCGAUGGAUUUGUGGAGGAGGGAGACCUUUGUGAGCCGCCCACGCAUUCCGAAGUCGAAAAGUCUGGAAAAGCGUUUCACGGAUCGCCUAUUCUCAUUUUCGUGUUUAGUUUGCUUGUGGCAAUGAAAUAAACUCAAUUUUUUCCAAUUUUAGUCAUAGACGCGGCCGCGGACUAGAAAAAUCUGCGGCCACACUUUUCUCCCUUUUUUCCCACACAUAUUUUUCAUCAAAAUGCGCGUUUUGUGCUCUUCCCCAUCAAACUUUAUUUCACCGCUAAAAAUACUGAAUUUUUAGCUUUUCUGUCAAAAAAAUUGACGAAACUCAAAGCUUCACACUUUUCUCUUAUAAUUUCUCUAUAAUCGGGGGCCGUUGUAUUAAAAAACAUGCAAUGAACACAUAAUAUGGCCGCCCGACAGCAGUGAGAGAUCAUUUUCGCAGCGGAGACGCAGACGGCGAGAACAGUUUCCGUGUUUCAUUCGCAUUUUCGAUAAAAUCUGAAAUCUGAAGUGAAUUUUACCAUUUUUAUUCAAAAUCCAUUUUCCGGUAUUGAAAAAUUCUGUCAAUACCCUUGGCGGCCUAGAAAACUCCAGUCGCGCGGCCGUGGCCUAGGAUUCGCUGCGCACACUUUUCUUCGCGCACACCGAAUUUUUAUUCACGUUUUUCGGCGAUUGUCCGUCUUUCUCGCGAAAAUGCGCUGUAUUUGUCGUAGAAAUUCACAGAAGUCGAUAAUUCCCAACUGAAAAUUUGCAAUUUUCCACGAUAUUAUCAAUCAUUCCAGGCAAUUUUUAAACUUUUGCAGCAAAAAUGAGUGAAGAACUUGGCAGAGGCCGUAGAAAUAAAGGAAAUCGACUGCGCGAAAUAGUGCAAGCCGAAUUGGCGGCGAAAAAUUGGAAUUCGGACGAAGAAGACGAACAAAGCGAGGAUAUUGAUUUUACGAGAAAAAGUAAAUUUUUGAAAAUUGUUAUGUAGACUUUCUAGAAAAAGCAUUUUUUUUUUAAAGUUCGACAAAAUUCCACUGGAGCGUACUUGCAUACGCUAACAUCCGAAAGUGUUUGACUUUCGACCAUUGUACAAUCUCAUAUUCACAUUGUUCCAGAGUCUCGUCGCUCCAAGCCAACACCGCACAGAAUUGGCGGGAAAUUCGCGAGAAUCGAGCCGAAAAUCGAGGAAAUCGAGGAAAUCGAAGAGCAGAAACCGACGGCGCUGCUGAACAAUGACGAGCCGCUCUCGACGAUUCUCAAAAACCCGCCGGUCAGCGAACAUUUCACAAAAGAGGAGAGCCUCGCGGUCGUCCGAUUCGUUUUGGACGAAAUCCGCAGCAAGACGGAGGGACGCGAGGGACGCGUGGCAAAACGAAGGGCGCAGCCGAAAUCGAUGCAGUUUUGGGCCCGGUUUGCACGCCAAUACGAACACGCCCGACGCAAACCCGUCGCCUAUUCCGAACAGUUCGUUGUUUACCUUUUUUGCUCGAAGAAUUUUAGACCGUUAUAUCGAAUUUCCAGUUUCGGUCGCUGCCUGAAAUACCUCGACAAGACGCCGUUUCUGACGCUGGAGGAGAAAGUGGACCUGUAUUACUCGCUGGACGUUCCGGUGCACAAAUCGCUGCGAACCGCCUUCGUCGACCUUUUCGAAGUGAAAUACAACGAAGAGUGGGUGAUCACCGGCAGCACGGUGCUCGACCACUGGGACUACGUGCAUCCGGACAGCGAUCGAGAGGACCACUCCGUUUCUCCGAUGCCUUCCGUCUUUUUGCGCGGCGGUAGUUCGAAAUCAAAGACCGGAGAGUUCAGGUAUCGAUUUUCGCGAGUAGUGAACGUCUCAAUUUUAGAAUUCCCGUAAACUAUCAGUAGAAUGCCGCCAACCACAUUUUUCCCAAUUCCAGAGGCCUAAGACGAUUCACGGAAAAAGAGGACGGAGUAAUGUGGCAGUUCGUGUUGGAUUGUGUGAAUCGCAAAGCGGCGCACCUCUUCAAAAGCUACCAUUCGUGGCGUGGAUUCCGAAAAGCGCAUCUGGAUAUCAAAGAGAUUCCCGAUCGUACCUCGGACGUUUUUAGGACUAGGUCCGUUGAAAAGUUUUCAGAAAACAACAAAAAACGUUUGUUUUUAAGAUUCGAGAAAAUACUGAUUCCAAAUCUGCAUCGAAUGCCGUUCGAUCCGGAGACCAAAGCCGCCAUUUAUCAGGAUUUAGGUCUUCAGGUUCCAGAAGAGUUCCGCGCGACGUUUGUGUUCUUUUCAUUGUGUUCUUUACUGAAACUUUUUCAGACUGACACAAGAAGCCGGUGUAUCAUUGUCGGAAGACGGCGCAGUGAUCGCAAACCCGAACCGCCCGGAUUUCCUUGUUCUCCAGUCGAAACCCAUCGAAAGUGCGAUCGGAUUGACGUCGGCGGCGCGAAAUUCCACUCUGAAACAGCCGCAUUUCGGCCACACCGACUCGGUUCCGUACACGGACGACGAGAAUCAAGCGAUUUGGGAGUAUUUGCUGGAGAGACAUUGCGACGAGCGCGGACGGCCGAUCAGAUAUGUGGGCAAGACGAACGGCUACAAGUUGUGGAAGCACUACGUGAGAGAUGUGCAGACCGAGAGGAGUUGGCAGAGCUUGUCGCGGCAGUGAGUGGAAAUUGAGGAAAACUUGUAGAGAAUUGGCAAUUUCUAGCUUUGCGGAGUCCCUCACCAAGAACAUCAUGUCGACUGACUUUGACAUCGUCACCAAACUUCGGCUCUACUUCAUUUUCAAUGUGCCCGUCGACGCGGAAGCGCUGAAGUGGUUUGUUCUAGGAGCGUAGCCACACAAAAAAAAAGCAAAUUUUUUGCGUUUCUCAACGCAUGCUUGUUUUUGGCUCAAAAUGUGCGAAAAGCCAAGAAAAGGGCUAAAAUCAGUUGUUUCCAAUCUUUCAUCACAAAAAGCCUCUUCAGCUUCGACACGAUCUGCUCGAUUCUGAGCCGCAAUAGCGAGGGAUGCAUUCGGUACGCGAUCGGACUCACUUUUGAGUUUGGCAAUAAGAAUCUGGCGUCCUGCUCGGCGGUGGGACACACGGCUUCGGAAGAUACGGACGAAGAGAAGAAUGCGACGGAGCACGGAGAAGUUGUCGUCAAAAACAGUGUCGACCAUCCGUACAUGUGAGUGAGGGAAUGGCAUAGGAGUUGGAGAGCGAGAAAAGUUCAUGUGAAGUCAUGUGAAUAGUUUUAAAGAUGGAGAAGUGCUAGAUUUCUAAGCUAGACAAGUAAUCGUCUAGAAUUCUCCUAGAAAAAAGUUAGGCCAUAGACAGAACAAAUAAUUUGGAUUGCUUUUAGAAGAUGGCCGCCGAGCAACAACUGGAAGGCCAAUCGAUCGGACCGAGGGAAAUCGUCGUCGUUGGAGACGAAUUCGGACUCGGCGUAAGCUGGUUUAUCCCUUUUUCCCACCCAAACACAGAUUUUUAGACCGCCUGCCAAGAUGGGACGAUUCGAGAGAUCUAGCGAAGAGCCAUCCGACGUUCAGCAUUACGAUUUCAGCAGGGAAAUGAGUCUCGGAGAUGUGAAACAAGAGGAGCCAGAAGUGGAGCUCAUUCAGCCGAAAUUGGAGAAGGGGCAGCCAUCCGACAGCCUCGAGGCUCGCAUCGCCGAGAUUCUGCAGAACAGUUCGAAGGAGGUGGAUUCGGGCGAACCGGCGAAGAGGCAGACGAAGCCCAGGGAGUAUACGGCACGAUCGAGGAAGUACUGGUUCCCGAGACCCGCGAAACAGCCGGAACCGAUUGAUUCUGGCGAUAUGUUCAAAAUGAUUCAGAAAACGUUUGGAGAGGAGCAGAAAAGCGCCUGGGCGACCGAGACUUUGAUGGGCGGUUCGAAGCGAAUACUCAAAGAGGAUUCUGCUCAAAAGUUGCGUCUCGUCAAAAAACCAACAGAAUCGUCGAGCUCUCCGGAGCCAUCCACGUCCGCCGCGGUCCCAGUUCGAUAUGUGGUCCCGACGCCGGCGGUGCAGAGACCAUUGGAUAUUGUGUUCGAUCAGAUGGAGAUCCACAUAAAAGAGUUUUGCCGCAAACUCAGAGAGGCCAGCCUGACGAUGACGGCCGCGCAGAGGGUCCACUAUGCGAAUCGAGCCACGGUAAGCGAAUUUGGUCUUUUUUUUCGACCAUUUUCUUGCCCGAUACCGUAUUUUCCAUUCUGGCCGUGUAAAAACCCUUUUUUUUUCAGAGCAUGCUCCGAACCUUCCGAAUAUGCACCCGAGACGUGCUGAACCCGGGCGGCGCUUCGAUCGUCCUCGAUCUCGACGAUUCUCGACCACCGCCAUUCAUCCGACGAACUUGA
This is a messenger RNA of Caenorhabditis sp. 36 PRJEB53466, 5867 nucleotides long. NCBI's taxonomy places the organism in Eukaryota, Metazoa, Nematoda, Chromadorea, Rhabditida, Rhabditidae. The record is from the annotation of a GenBank genome assembly.